This is a messenger RNA of Cuscuta europaea, 3014 nucleotides long. The record is from the annotation of a GenBank genome assembly. NCBI's taxonomy places the organism in Eukaryota, Viridiplantae, Streptophyta, Magnoliopsida, Solanales, Convolvulaceae.
AACAAAUGAGAGUAGCCAAGGCGCGGAAGGGAAGACGAUUUAGAUGCUAUAGGCACGAGUUCGAUUCCUGCAGCCCACCUUUGCAUCUGGUUUUUGGAGUUUCACCGGUCAGGAUCGGGCCUAUUUCGAUCCGGGUCUAUGCGGGUUGUCGAUUAUUUCUGGUUUUAGCUAUAUUACCGGUCUAGUGGUCAACCGGACCGGGUUAUUGACCGGGUGACCGGGUUCUGGGUCAAACCGCCUGGUCUGUCUACUCUGUUGGGAGUUCUUUACCGGGGAAGGCAGUGUCCAAAGCGUUGGUUAGCUUUGAAGUUGGUGAAAAUUUUCCUCCUGGCAGAAAUGGUUUUCUUGCAGUUUUGAGAAGAUUUGAUGGAUCUGGAGACUGGGUUUCGCCAAAAUCAUUCCAAGAGUCAAUCGUGGAGAACAAUUUUAACAUUGGCAUAUCAGAGUCUGGGUGUUGUGUAUGGGGAUUUAAGUACAUCCCCAUUGUAUGUCUACAAGAGUACUUUCGCAGAGGAUAUUGAGCAUUCAGAAACCAAUGAAGAAAUUUAUGGGGUUCUGUCCUUUGUGUUCUGGACAUUGACUUUGGUCCCUCUUCUGAAAUAUGUGUUCAUAGUUCUUAAUGCUGAUGAUAAUGGGGAAGGGGGAACGUUUGCUUUGUAUUCUCUCCUCUGUAGACAUGCCAGGGUUAGCUCAUUGCCAACUUGUCAGUUAGCAGAUGAAGAACUAUCGUUUUACAAGAAUGAUAGAACUGCUCCACCCCACACUACUGUUGGGAAAGGGCUAAAAUCUUCUUUGGAGAGGCAUAGGGUAUUGCAGAGAGUUCUGCUUGUAUUGGCUUUACUUGGAGCUUGUAUGGUCAUAGGUGAUGGUAUUCUUUCACCUGCCAUAUCUGUUUUUUCUGCAGUUUCAGGUCUGGAGCUUGCUAUCUCUAAAGAGCAUAACAAAUAUAUAGGGGUUCCAGUUGCUUGUACCAUUCUGAUAGCCUUGUUUUCUCUUCAACACUAUGGAACACACAGGGUUGGGUUUCUGUUUGCACCUGUGGUCAUAACAUGGCUUCUCUGUAUAAGCUCAAUUGGUCUAUAUAAUAUCAUUCAUUGGAACCCUCAAGUGUAUCAAGCAUUGUCUCCACAUUAUAUGUACAAAUUCCUGAAGAAAACUCAAAGGGGAGGCUGGAUGUCCUUGGGUGGAAUUCUCUUAUGCAUCACAGGUUCAGAAGCCAUGUUUGCUGAUCUUGGGCACUUCUCCCAAUUAUCGAUACAGAUUGCUUUCACAUGCCUGGUUUACCCAUCACUAAUCCUUGCUUAUAUGGGGCAAGCUGCUUAUAUGUCACAACAUCAUGUUAUUGAUAGUAACUAUCAUAUUGGAUUUUACGUGUCGGUCCCCGAGAAGCUUAGAUGGCCGGUUCUGGUAAUAGCUAUACUGGCGGCUGUAGUGGGUAGCCAAUCUAUAAUCACAGGAACGUUUUCAAUCAUCAAACAGUGCUCCUCUCUGGGAUGCUUUCCAGGAGUCAAAAUAGUACACACUUCAUCGAAGAUACAUGGCCAGAUUUACAUUCCAGAGAUCAAUUGGACUUUACUGCUUUUAUGUUUGGCUGUUACUCUUGGUUUCAGAGACACUAAGCGCCUAGGCAAUGCAUCGGGUCUGGCAGUUAUAACAGUUAUGCUGGUCACAACUUGUUUGAUGUCGCUGGUGAUCGUUCUGUGUUGGCACAAGAGUUUCGUCCUAGCUAUUGCCUUUGUACUCUUCUUUGGGAGCAUCGAAGCCUUGUACUUCUCCGCUUCUCUUAUCAAAUUCUUGGAAGGAGCGUGGGUUCCCAUUGCACUGGCUUUCAUCUUCAUGAUGGUCAUGUGUGCUUGGCACUAUGGGUUGCUCAAGAAGUAUGAGUUUGACCUUCAAAACAAGGUAUCCGUUGAUUGGCUACUCGGCCUAGGUCCCACCCUCGGGAUAGUGCGUGUUAACGGCAUCGGCCUAAUCCACACCGACCUAGUUUCUGGAAUCCCAGCAAUAUUCUCCCAUUUUGUCACCAACCUCCCAGCAUUUCACCAGGUCUUGGUUUUCCUUUGCGUAAAGUCUGUCCCGAUUCCUCAUGUCAAACACAAGGAGCGUUUCCUCGUUGGGCGCAUCGGCCCGCGGGAAUACCGAAUAUACCGAUGCAUUGUCCGGUAUGGAUACAGGGAUGCACACAAGGACGAUUCAGACUUCGAGAACGAUCUUUUGUGCAGCAUAGCAGAGUUCAUUCGUGCUGGAGGAAAUGGAGAAGUUGAAGAUUCGAUGAGAAUGGCGGUCGUGGGGACCCCUUCAACUUACCUUGACGGGGGGAUCCAUGUGUGCGAAGAAGAGAGGGGUGAGGGCGGAAAGGGGGAGACAUCAGAGAUCAGAGAAGAAGCGAUAAAGUCGCCCGUGAUACUCAAAAGGAGAAAGAGGGUGCGGUUUGUUGUGCCAGAGUCUCCGAAGAUCGACCAGGAGGCACGAGCAGAACUGCAGGAACUAAUGGAAGCUAGGGAGGCUGGGAUGGCGUACAUUCUUGGACAUUCUUAUAUGCAGGCAAAACGUGGAUCGAGCUUUUUCAAAAAGAUGGUUAUAAAUUUUGGUUAUGAGUUCUUAAGAAGGAAUAGUAGACCACCGGGUUAUGUGCUGAGUGUACCUCAUGCUUCCACUUUGGAGGUCGGAAUGGUUUAUAAUGUCUGAUAAUUUUGGCUAGGCUAUAAACACAUACAGGAAAACACCAUCUGUGAAUGCAAUCUUUGGAUUCUUUACAGAAUAUAUACAUAUAGAGGUGAUAGACAUAUAGCAAGCCCCAAACCUUUGAAUGGUCAUCAUUUCAAUGGGCUUACGGCCCUACCUAGGUUGGUAUGAUGUUACUAUUUACGCUGUGCUCGGUAGUUAGUACUGAUGACUAGACGUGGUCAGGUUUCAGUCCUCAGACCGACUACCAAAACUGUAUAGGUGCCCGGGAUCGGGACUUAUAUAAACCGUUUCGCCCGAUUUUAGUCAAUUAGUCGGAUCCGGUCCAG